AUGAACCCCCGAAACCUCUUCCAGGACUUCAACCCGAGUAAGUUCCUCAUUUACACCUGUCUGCUGCUCUUCUCAGUGUUGCUACCCCUCCGCUUGGACGGCGUCAUCCACUGGAGCUACUGGGCAGUCUUCGCGCCCAUCUGGCUGUGGAAGCUCAUGGUCAUCGCGGGAGCCUCAGUGGGCGCCGGCGUUUGGGCUCGGAACCCUCGCUACCGCACAGAAGGAGAGGCUUGUGUGGAGUUCAAAGCCAUGCUGAUAUCCGUGGGCAUCCACCUGCUGCUGCUGAUGUUCGAAGCCCUGGUGUGCGACCGGGUGGAGAGGGGCACGCACUUCUGGUUACUGGUCUUCAUGCCGCUGUUCUUCGUGUCUCCCGUGUCAGUGGCCGCUUGUGUCUGGGGUUUCCGACAUGAUCGGUCUCUGGAGCUGGAGAUCCUGUGCUCUGUCAACAUCCUACAGUUCAUCUUCAUUGCCCUGCGGCUGGACAAAAUUAUCCACUGGCCGUGGCGGGUGGUGUUUGUGCCCCUGUGGGUCCUUAUGUCUUUUCUCUGCCUAGUUGUCCUUUAUUACGUCGUCUGGUCACUCUUGUUUCUCAGGUCCCUGGAUGUGGCUGCUGAGCAGAGAAGAACACACGUGACCAUGGCUGUGAGCUGGAUAACAAUCAUUGUGCCCCUUCUCACUUUUGAGGUCCUGCUGGCUCACAGAGUGGACAGUCACAAUACAUUUUCUUAUAUAUCCAUAUUUGUCCCCCUUUGGCUUUCACUGAUAACUUUAAUGGCCACAACCUUUAGGCGAAAGGGGGCCAAUCAUUGGUGGUUUGGUAUUCGCAGAGAUUUCUGUCAGUUUCUCCUUGAAAUUUUCCCGCUUUUAAGAGAAUAUGGGAACAUUUCAUAUGAUCUGCAUCAUGAAGGUAGUGAAGAUGCUGAAGAAACAUCCAUUCCAGAAAUCUCUAAGAUGCCCCCAAUGUUUGGGAAGAAGGCCAGGGUGGUUAUAACCCAGAGCCCUGGAAAAUGUGUUCCCCCACCUCCCAAGUUAAAUAUUGAUAUGCCAGAUUGA
This is a messenger RNA of Elephantulus edwardii (Cape elephant shrew), 1053 nucleotides long. It is a transcript of the gene TMEM185B, whose product is annotated as transmembrane protein 185B. The transcript has a single exon. NCBI's taxonomy places the organism in Eukaryota, Metazoa, Chordata, Mammalia, Macroscelidea, Macroscelididae. Bases 1 to 1053 code for a protein of 350 amino acids. The record is from RefSeq and is a predicted model, not a curated record.